AUGGAGCCGAAGAAGUCUUCUCCUCAGCACCAGCCCCACGCCAUGGAGCCCAAGAAGUCCUCUCCUCGCGGCGCCGGGGCCGCCGCCGCAACUGAAGCCGAGUCCCCGUUGAGCAGCUUGUUCUACCCGCCGGCGCCCGCGGCAGAUGGGAAAGAUCAGGACUUGUACAACAUUCUUUACAAAGGGCAGAGCGGGAGCGCACAAGCUGGCGUGACAGAUGAUAAACCGCAAUGGGCUCCUUCCAAAAGUCGUACCGCGUACUUAAAGGAUGGUAAAAAUUCGCCACCUUAUGAUUCAGUUGAUACGUCGUGUUUUGGAUCAUCUGUGCAUUAUGGUGGUCGAGAAUAUUUUUACGGCAGCUCUACUACCAAGAAAGCAACAGAAUCCUCCGCUGAUUACAAAGGGGACAAGAAAGAUCCAGCCACAGAUUCUCAUGGCGACUGGCUCAUUUUAUUACUAAGAGAACCUGGUGGCCUCUCCUUGAAGAACAAGAAAACUAGCUGCCAGAUUGAUAUACAACGAUGUGCCUGUGGAGAAAGGCCAGUGGGUGGGGUGGGAUUAACUGUCUUGGAGUGA
Messenger RNA from Miscanthus lutarioriparius, 576 nucleotides. The record is from the annotation of a GenBank genome assembly. Lineage: Eukaryota; Viridiplantae; Streptophyta; Magnoliopsida; Poales; Poaceae.